UAAGAUCUGCCGGCGCACAGCUGGAGCGGUUCCGUGAUUAAUUUGCAAAACGGCCGUGAAUUAUUGACAUCGAAAGCACACGCGACGACAUCGAGUUCCCAGCGAAACGCAACUUUCUGCCUCUGAGAACGGACUCAGUCGGCACACGGGGCUUUAAUUCGAAGGAGUCGGUCUUCUUCCUCGGGGUUCUGAGAUGCCGGGAAAAUUCGCAAGCAGGAAUCAACGACUCGUCCCUUUCAAGGGCGACCUUAAACGAGACUUCGGCCGACGGAUCAGCCCCACGGUGAAAAUCAUCGGCGUCGACGCCGCGAACGAAGCCGAGCCCGCGAAGAAACAGGAACACAUCCCGACCACCAGAGAGAUCGUCAACGAUUUCUUGGAGAGCACCUCCAUCCACGGUUUGCAAUACUUCGGGAAAACGGACAUGAAGGUCGGAUUCUUCGGGAAGAUCCUGUGGACCUGCACGAUACUCACCGGAUUCGCGUGUAAGAGUCGAUCGAUCCCGCGAAUCGGCGAUUUUCUGGAGAAUGGAAUAAGUGGACCCUUCGUUUCAGGUUCCGCCAUCAUGGUGAUACAGUUUCUGAACCGUUACAACGAGAACCCGACCAACACGUUCAUAAAAUCGUUCAAUAACCCGAUAUUCAACGCGCCGUUUCCGGCGGUCACGCUGUGCCCACUUUCGCCGAUCCCGCGGGAAAGACGGGAGAAAAUCUUGCACGGGAUCAACAUACCCGAGAACAUGAGCGUGGAGACCGUGGAGAACCUUCUGAAAUACGGUCACAUCAUUACGUUGCCGUACGCGACGCAAAAUUACGACGAAAGUUAUCGUCUGGAAGAGCUGCUGGCUGCGAAUUAUUGGACCAUUGCCGACUUCUUGAAGAUCCUGCAGCCUUGCGAUGACAUGUUGGAGUCCUGCUGGUGGAGCAGCGAACGAAUCGAUUGCAGGAAAUCCUUGCUGCUGUCUCAUAGUUCUUACGGACUCUGUUGCUCCUUUAACUAUCUUCUCGAGGAUUUCGUGGGCCGUGAUAAGAACCAGCCAGUCCCGAAACCUAUCCGGUCCGUCGACUAUGGACGCAGAAGCGGUCUGAAACUGUUAAUAAGUAGCCGGACGCUUGGCAUCGAUUCGAAGAACAGGUCCCGUUCCAUUAAGCCGGUUCCGAACGGCAACGGAAUAGGGGUGUUUGUCCAUCACAGCCUCGAUUUCCCAGGGCUCAACACUAACGCGUACAUUCUCCAAAAGAGCACGGAAAUGCAGGUCAGCGUGAACCCAACGAUAAUCGAGAAACCGACCGAUCUGCAUCAUCGCAACAGGUACGGCAAAGUCGUUCCAAUUUGCGUCAAGGACGCCGAUGGGCUCGAGUAUUUUCCCAUCUACACGUACUCGAACUGCUACGCGAACUGCAGGGUAAAGGCGAUGAUCAGGAUCUGCGGAUGCCUGCCGUUCAUCUACGAGCACCUGGUCAACUACUAUCGCAUCACUUCGUGCGGGCUGGAAGGAUUGUCGUGCAUCCAAAAGAACACCAAGGAGAUCAGUAUCAUCAGAGACGUCAAGUUGGAGAAUCUGACCUGCACCUGUCGGACACCUUGCGUGGAAACUGUUUACGACGCCCUUCCCAACUCGAUCGAACUGUCAAUGCCGCAGGCUGCGAUUACUUAUAAAAACGUGUCGAGCAGAGACGCUAUUUUGAGAGUGUUCAUGAAGUCGCAAGUUUUCGUGACGACGGAGACCGUGUCAGCGGCCGACGAGGUUUAUCUUUUGGCGUCGAUCGGCGGGAUCUUCAGCCUGUUCCUGGGCUGCAGUUUCCUCAGCGUGGUGGAGAUCCUCUAUUUCAUCAAACUGUUCUGCCGCGCCAAAUAUCUACGUUGGAAGAACAGCUCCGCCGCGAGGAAACAGAAACGAACGAAUUACGAGGGCUACGGGAACAUCAGACGGAAUAUUUAUUGAUCGACGAUGAAUCAAUAGAAACGUGUUUCUCUCCCACGGA
Megalopta genalis is the source of this 1985-nucleotide messenger RNA. Lineage: Eukaryota; Metazoa; Arthropoda; Insecta; Hymenoptera; Halictidae. The record is from RefSeq and is a predicted model, not a curated record.